AUGCUCAGGUUCGCUGGUCUGUUGGUACUGCCACAGUGCGUGUUUAACACGCUGGGUCUCACGAUGUACAACGCGUUCGUCGAGCGGGUGCCGUUGAAAAAUUCGACCCUGUUUGCGCCGUUCGUCUGCAUUCGCGUUGUCACCAAGGGCAAUUACCCUCAGCUGAUCGCAGACAACUUGGCCAAGAACAUCGACACAUGCUUCAGGGUCGGCAUGGAGCACUUUAUGGUCGACGUUGUGACUGACAAGGCGUUGCACUUACCUCGGAAUAGUCGCCUGCGCGAGAUCGUUGUGCCAGCGUCGUACGAGACGAAGUCACGGGCGAUGUUCAAAGCACGAGCGCUGCAGUACUGCCUUGAGGACGAGGUGAACGUGUUGCGCGACGACGACUGGAUUGUGCAUCUGGACGAGGAGACGCUAUUGACCGAAAACUCUGUUCGCGGCAUUCUCAACUUUUGUGUCGACGGCCAGCACCAGUUCGGCCAGGGCUUGAUCACCUAUGCCAAUGGUCACAUCGUCAACUGGCUGACCACCCUUGCCGAUUGCUUCCGCGUCGCAGACGACAUGGGCAAGCUUCGAUUUCAGCUGUACGCUCUCCACCGUCCUCUGUUCGGCUGGAAAGGAUCGUUUGUCGUUACCCAAGUCGGUGCUGAGCGACGGGUGUCGUUUGACCACGGUCCAAACGGUUCGGUGGCCGAAGACUGCUAUUUCUCCAUUGCCGCCUACCAAGACGGCUUCUCGUUCAACUUCAUCGAAGGCGAAAUGCACGAACGGUCACCGUUCACCGUGUCUGACUUUCUACAACAGCGCAAGCGCUGGAUUCAGGGCAUUCACUUAGUUGUGCACAGUUCAGAACUAGCUUGGCGGAAGAAGAUAUUUCUUGCCAUGUCGUUUUACGCGUGGCUGACGAUGCCGUUGACACUCAUGAACCUAUUCUUAGGAUAUUUACUGCCUCUGCCGCCAAUGCCGGUGUUCGACUUUCUCCUGGCAUACGUUGGAGGUGCAAACCUGUACUUGUACAUAUUCGGCGUAUUUAAGUCUUUCCACAAAAAGUACAGUCAUCGGCCGUGGAAACUGUUGUUUUUCUCUGUUGCCGCCAUCUUUGUCAUUCCGUUCAAUAUUCUGAUCGAGGCGGUCGCCGUUAUUCUAGGCAUGUUCAGUAGGAAGUAUCAAUUUUACGUGGUGAACAAAGACCCAGUCACGCAUGUAGUCUGA
This is a messenger RNA of Soboliphyme baturini, 1215 nucleotides long. NCBI's taxonomy places the organism in Eukaryota, Metazoa, Nematoda, Enoplea, Dioctophymatida, Soboliphymatidae. The record is from the annotation of a GenBank genome assembly.